AAUAACAACUCAUUCCUCCAUACCAUUGCAAGCCUUUGCACAUCUCUUUGUAUCAUCCCCCUAUGACAUCAUGUGUUAAUCUCAUCUCAGGACUGCAACCCAGGAUUGCAUUGAGUGGGAAGAUACAAUUUUUACAGCAUCACCAAAAAGCAUAAGAUUAUUUAGCAAACACAUUUUGAGUUUCUCAGCUGAGCCAAAGGAAAUCAAGAAAUCUCUUGAAAUCAAGGAAAUCAAGGAAUCAAUUACUUACACCAAGCUGAGCAAGAGACAACUUGAAGGCAGAGGUAGCAGUAAUCAGACAAGAUUUCCAAGAACGUGUUACGAGUCAGUUUUUAGUGAAAAAACAUUGGGUUAGGAGCCAAGACCCAUCUCUUCACUAUUUUGGUAUUGUGCAAGUCAUCUUAUCUCUCUGGACCUCAGUUGUCUCAUCUGUAAAAAGGAGAUAAAAAUUAUUUACCUGCCUGAACAUGAGGUGGAGGACCAUCCUGCUACAGUAUUGCUUUCUCUUGAUUACAUGUCUACUUACUGCUCUUGAAGCUGUGCCUAUAGACAUAGACAAGACAAAAGUACAAAAUAUUCACCCUGUGGAAAGUGCAAAGAUAGAACCACCAGAUACUGGACUUUAUUAUGAUGAAUAUCUCAAGCAAGUGAUUGAUGUGCUGGAAACAGAUAAACACUUCAGAGAAAAGCUCCAGAAAGCAGACAUAGAGGAAAUAAAGAGUGGGAGGCUAAGCAAAGAACUGGAUUUAGUAAGUCACCAUGUGAGGACAAAACUUGAUGAACUGAAAAGGCAAGAAGUAGGAAGGUUAAGAAUGUUAAUUAAAGCUAAGUUGGAUUCCCUUCAAGAUAUAGGCAUGGACCACCAAGCUCUUCUAAAACAAUUUGAUCACCUAAACCACCUGAAUCCUGACAAGUUUGAAUCCACAGAUUUAGAUAUGCUAAUCAAAGCGGCAACAAGUGAUCUGGAACACUAUGACAAGACUCGACAUGAAGAAUUUAAAAAAUAUGAAAUGAUGAAGGAACAUGAAAGGAGAGAAUAUUUAAAAACAUUGAAUGAAGAAAAGAGAAAAGAAGAAGAGUCUAAAUUUGAAGAAAUGAAGAAAAAGCAUGAAAAUCACCCUAAAGUUAAUCAUCCAGGAAGCAAAGAUCAACUAAAAGAGGUAUGGGAAGAGACUGAUGGAUUGGAUCCUAAUGACUUUGACCCCAAGACAUUUUUCAAAUUACAUGAUGUUAAUAGUGAUGGAUUCCUGGAUGAACAAGAAUUAGAAGCCCUAUUUACUAAAGAGUUGGAGAAAGUAUAUGACCCUAAAAAUGAAGAGGAUGAUAUGGUAGAAAUGGAAGAAGAAAGGCUUAGAAUGAGGGAACAUGUAAUGAAUGAGGUUGAUACUAACAAAGACAGAUUGGUGACUCUGGAGGAGUUUUUGAAAGCCACAGAAAAAAAAGAAUUCUUGGAGCCGGAUAGCUGGGAGACAUUAGAUCAGCAACAGUUCUUCACAGAGGAAGAACUAAAAGAAUAUGAAAAUAUUAUUGCUUUACAAGAAAAUGAACUUAAGAAGAAGGCAGAUGAGCUUCAGAAACAAAAAGAAGAGCUACAACGUCAGCAUGAUCAACUGGAGGCUCAGAAGCUGGAAUAUCAUCAGGUCAUACAGCAGAUGGAACAAAAAAAAUUACAACAAGGAAUUCCUCCAUCAGGGCCAGCUGGAGAAUUGAAGUUUGAGCCACACAUUUAAAGUCUGAAGUCCACCAGAGCUCGGAAGAAAGCUGUUAACUCAACAUCUAUUUCAUCUUUUUAGCUCCCUUCCUUUUUCUCUGCUCAAUAAAUAUUUUAAAAGCAUAUUUGAAAUAAAGGAAGAUACUUUUUAAA
Mandrillus leucophaeus (drill) is the source of this 1864-nucleotide messenger RNA. It is a transcript of the gene NUCB2, whose product is annotated as nucleobindin 2. NCBI's taxonomy places the organism in Eukaryota, Metazoa, Chordata, Mammalia, Primates, Cercopithecidae. The coding region runs from base 468 to 1730 and encodes 420 amino acids. The record is from RefSeq and is a predicted model, not a curated record. Gene Ontology annotation, molecular function: calcium ion binding. Gene Ontology annotation, cellular component: endoplasmic reticulum-Golgi intermediate compartment; extracellular exosome. The transcript is spliced from 15 exons.